Molecule: messenger RNA, 1321 nt
Organism: Lactuca sativa (garden lettuce)
Lineage: Eukaryota; Viridiplantae; Streptophyta; Magnoliopsida; Asterales; Asteraceae
Product: ethylene-responsive transcription factor CRF4
Biological process (GO): regulation of DNA-templated transcription
Molecular function (GO): DNA binding; DNA-binding transcription factor activity
Source: RefSeq, a predicted model, not a curated record
CAGAUGUCUCCUAUAAAUCUGCAAUUUCUCGUGUUUCUUACCAACUUUCAACUAUUGGGUCUUCUUCCUUCUCAAUUCUUUUUCAAUUUCAAACGAUCAUCGUUUCUAUUCAAGUUAUACCAAUUCCCCCCCUUUUUGGAUUCAACUGAAAUCAAUAGACAUGGAUGACUACUACAUGUUAUGUCCGAUAAAACAAACAGAGCAUAAAAAAGUUAUAACAAUGGCGAUUCCGGAGAUAACAACUAAGUUUUCCGUUCAAGAAAACAAACCACCUGAAAGACUUGUACGGAUAUCAAUGACAGAUCUUUAUGCAACUGAUUCUUCCAGUGAAGAAGAAGACGGAGGUUUCGUACGGCGGCGCGUAAAGAAGUAUGUCAAUGAGAUUAACAUACAAACGACGUGCAGAACUGCGGUGGAGGUUGAGAACUCCAAGAAGACGACUGGAAAUAGGGAGUCAGGUCUUCAAGCUAAGCAGAAGCCAAUGAAGACGACUAAAACUCCGGUGAACAAUGGGAGGAAGUUCAGAGGGGUGAGACAAAGACCUUGGGGUAAGUGGGCGGCGGAGAUUAGGGAUCCGGCGAGACGUGUCCGGUUGUGGUUGGGGACUUAUGAAACGGCGGAGGAGGCUGCCAGGGUGUACGACAACGCCGCUAUUAAACUCCGUGGUCCUGAUGCUUUGACAAACUUUAGCAAUCCGCCGAUUGAGGAAAACCCACCGCCGGUCAAUAUUCCGUCGACGUCCGGGUAUGAUUCAAGCGAAGAGUCGCACAACCUUCUCUCUCCAACUUCCGUUCUCCGGUUUAGUAGCACCAAUAACGACAAUAGUAACAGUUACUCAAAAGAAGCACUUGAACCGGUCAAAGAAGCUGAAGAGUGUCAGUCAACAAACCUAUUUGACCCGGUUAAUGAGCUUGACCCGAAUGCUAAUUUAGUAGUUGACAAGACAGGGUUGGAUCCUUUUGGAGAUGUGCCAUUCUUGAAUAAUCUUUUCGAUUUCCAAUCACCCGACUUAACUCAAUUUGGUGAUGGAGCUCCAUUUAAUAUGAUGGUUGAUGAUUUCGGGUCACUUGACUCGAUUGAUUUUGAUAAUUAUGUUAGCUUAUCGUUUUGUGAAAAUUUCAAGGAUCCAAUUUAUGAUAUUGGCUCACUUUCGACUUUGGAAGUGGUGAAUUACUUCCAAGACCUUUAAGAAGGCGUUUUUGGUUUAGAUUGUUUUUGAAAAGAUUUGAAGGUUGUUGGAGCCUAUAAUCCAUCAAAUUUUGUGAUAAUAUGAGAUAUAUUUAUAUUUAUAUUUGAUAAAACUGCAAAAAAUAUAUAAGUC